CAAGAACAUAGCUGGACACCGAGUCUUGUACUCUUAAACCCUUUGCUUGAAAGAAAAAGAACUCAAAAACUUGAUUUUGGUAACUCUUACUUCACUUCUUCACCGCAAUCUCCCUAGCGAAAGGGAAUGUCUUUUUGUAUUUCUGUGGCAAACCCGCCUAUUUUUCCUAUUCAAAAAACACUCCGUUUCUCUAAAUUUGAUGGGAAGAAAAGGGUAGUAGUAGUAAGGGCAGGGCCCAAAAAGAUAUAUUUUGAUAAAGAAUGCAGGCACGCUUUGCAGUCUGGAAUUGAUAAGCUAGCUGAUGCUGUUUCUGUCACUUUAGGACCUAGAGGACGUAAUGUUGUUCUUUCUGAUUCUAAGACAUUAAAAGUAGUGAAUGAUGGUGUCACAAUAGCUCAAGCUAUAGAGCUUUCGGAUACAAUGGAGAAUGCUGGGGCUUUGCUAAUCCAAGAGGUUGCAAGUAAAAUGAAUGAUUUAGCUGGCGAUGGUACUACAACUGCCAUCAUUUUGGCUCGUGCAAUGAUCAAAACGGGCAUGUUAUCAGUUGCUUUUGGGGCCAACCCUGUUUCCUUAAAAAAAGGAAUAGACAUGACUAUAACAAGAUUAGUCGAAGUCUUGAAAAGCAGAAGUGUUGAAGUAUCAGGAAGAGAGAAUAUAAAAGCGGUUGCUUCAAUUUCUUCUGGGAAUGAUGAAUUCAUUGGAAACUUAAUUGCCGAGACUAUUGACAAGAUUGGCAGUGAUGGAGUUAUCUCAAUUGAAUCAUCUUCCACGUCUGAAACCUAUGUGAUCAUAGAAGAAGGAAUGAAGGUUGACAAGGGCUACAUGUCACCCCACUUUAUAACGAACCAGGAAAAAUCUCUCGUGGAGUUUGACAAUGCCAGAAUAUUAGUAACUGAUCAACGGAUUGAAACCGUUAAAGAAAUAAUCCCUUUGAUGGAAAAGACUGUGCAAUUGAGUGUCCCACUGUUAAUUUUUGCUGAGGAUAUAUCAAAGCAGGUAUUGGAAACACUAGUGGUGAACAAAAUGCAAGGUUUGCUUAAUGUUGCUGUUGUCAAAUGCCCAGGAUUUGGAGAAGGAAAGAAAGCUUUAUUGCAAGACAUUGCCCUUAUGACAGGUGCCGAUUUUCUUUCGGGAGACUUUGGUCCGACUCUCAUAGGGGUAACCUCAGAUCAACUUGGCAUUGCACAGAAAGUCAUUAUAACAAGUAACUCAACAACCAUUAUUGCCGACUCUUCUACCAAAGCUGAAAUACGAGCGAGAAUUUUGCAGAUGAAGAAGGAUCUUGCUGAAAUAGAUAAUAAAUACUUGUCAAGAAAGCUCAAAGAAAGAAUUGCCAAAUUGUCUGGUGGAGUGGCUCUAAUCAAGGUCGGAGCACACACAGAGACAGAACUUGAAGAUAAGAAACUCAGAAUUGAGGAUGCUAAGAAUGCAACAUUUGCCGCCAUGGAUGAGGGGAUAGUGCCCGGUGGUGGUGCUGCAUACGUGCAUCUCUCAGAGCAGAUAUCUACCAUCCAGGAUUCCUUGGAAGAUGAAAGUGAGCAGAUUGGGGCUGAUAUUGUGGCAAAGGCACUUCUUGCCCCUGCGAAAACAAUUGCAGCUAAUGCCGGGGUUGACGGAGAAGUUGUGGUGGAGAAAAUUCGAUGUUCUGAUUGGAGAAUUGGUUUCAAUGCAAUGACUUGUGAAUAUGAGGAUCUUUUGGAUGCAGGGAUAGUAGAUCCUUGUAAGGUCUCACGAUGCGCGCUUCAGAGUGCUGCCUCCAUUGCUGGAUUAAUUCUAACAACUCAAGCCAUAUUGGUCGAGAAGAUAAAGAAGCCUAAGCCUGCUGUACCUCAUGUUCCUGGAAUUACACCAUGACCAAAUAACUGAAUUGACGAAACCUUUUGUUUGCGUUGUUAUGAAAGAACGGUUACAAGCUUGAGCUCUCGAAUUAUGACGAAACUUGGAGGUCAAAGAAUCUCUUAUCAACACAAAGCUCCAAAUGGAAGGAUACUAGUUUUCUGGCUAAAUCUGGCCGUCUACUUUUUGUUGUUACAGGGUUAAUACCUACAAUCCAGACAGUAUAUUUUCUGUGUCCAACUUUCGUAAAUGACCCUGGGACAAAGUUUUGUUACAGCUUAGUUUAGUUGGGAAAUAUGAUGGAAAGAGAUGAACAUUAUGGUAAGUUCGGUUUCCAUAGACUAAAUUUGAUUUUACAGUUGCUGAUA
Molecule: messenger RNA, 2204 nt
Organism: Mercurialis annua (annual mercury)
Lineage: Eukaryota; Viridiplantae; Streptophyta; Magnoliopsida; Malpighiales; Euphorbiaceae
Product: chaperonin 60 subunit alpha 2, chloroplastic
Exons: 9
Coding region: 127-1854 (575 amino acids)
Biological process (GO): protein refolding
Molecular function (GO): ATP-dependent protein folding chaperone; ATP binding
Source: RefSeq, a predicted model, not a curated record